GAGAAGGUUGGAGAAGAAAAUGUUGUGCAAGUUGUAACUGACAAUGUUUCUAAUUAUAAAUUGGCGGGACAAAUGUUAAUGGAUAAGAGAAAGGGCUUGUUUUGGACUCCUUGUGCCGCCGAUUGCAUAGAUUUGAUGUUAGAAGAUUUUAAGAAGGAAAUACAAGUUCAUCGUGUUACAAUUGGUAAAGGAAAAAAGAUUGUGGCAUACAUUUAUUCAAGAACCAAUCUUAUUCAUUGGAUGAAGGAGUUUACAAAAGACAUUGAACUUAUAAGGCCUGCGGUAACUCGGUUUGCUACCUCUUACUUGACAUUGAGACGUCUUCAUGAGCAAAAAGGUGCAUUGUUCUCUCUAUUUACAUCAAACAAGUGGAGGAAUAGUAGAUUUGCGAAGUCUGAAAAGGGGAAAAAAUUGAAACUAUUGUUUUGGACAAUCGAUAUUUUUGGAAGGGUGUUUCUACCUGCUUGAAGGCUGCAGUACCUCUCAUUAAGGUACUUAGGUUGGUGGAUUCGGAUGAGCAUCCGGCAAUGGGAUUCAUUUAUGAAGCAAUGGAUCGUGCGAAAGAGGAAAUUCAAAAGAAUUUCAAUAAUGUCCUAAGAUGCUAUGAUCCUAUAUGGGCCAUCAUUGAUAAAAGAUGGGAAACCCAACUCCAUCACCCAUUGCAUGCUGCAGCAUACUUCUUGAACCCUCAGUUUCAUUAUAGUCCCAAUUUUCAAGCUGAUGCAGAGAUUAAAAUUGGGUUGUAUAAAUGUCUUGAAAAAAUGGUCCCUGACACUAAUGAGAGGGUGAAGAUAGAUUUGCAAAUUGAUGCAUUCAAGAAUGCAAGAGGACUCUUUGGUAUACAAAAUGCCAUCUUGACUAGAAAAAAGAAAUCUCCAAGUUAUUUAUUUUUACCCUAAGUUGAUUUGUAAGUUGUAUCAAUCUUAUGUUAUGAUUAUUUGUUUUGAAGAACUUUAAAUUUUGAACUACUUAAUUAAAAUUUCAAUGUAGGGGAUUGGUGGGACUCUUUUCGUGAUGAAUGUCCUGAGUUGAAGAGGUUCGCAA
Camellia sinensis is the source of this 1044-nucleotide messenger RNA. The record is from RefSeq and is a predicted model, not a curated record. NCBI's taxonomy places the organism in Eukaryota, Viridiplantae, Streptophyta, Magnoliopsida, Ericales, Theaceae.